AUGCUGUCUCUCGUUCAGGACAAGAUCGCACUCUUGCAGUCGGCACUCGACGACCCAGCGAUUCAAUGGAAGCAGCUUGUGCUCGCGCUUCUCUGGGUCGUCUACGGCUUUGAGACGCUUCUCUCGCUUCGGCAAUACCGACUCUACAGCCUCGACACGCCGCCUGCCACGUUAGCCAGCCACGUCGACCUCGAAACCUUCAAGAAGUCACAGGUGUACGGGAGGGACAAAGCGCGCUUCGGUUUCUUCUCGUCUGCUAUCAGCCAGCUCCUCAGCGUUGCCCUCGUCUACUACGAUGUGUACGCCUGGAGCUGGACAUAUGCCGGCAUCAUCCUUACUCGACUCGGACAAGACGACAGCGAGAUUCCGCGCUCGAUUGUCUGGAUGAUGAUCAUGUUCGUCUUGCGCGAGGUCCCAAGCAUGCCGCUCACGCUGUAUCGCAACUUCGUCAUCGAAGAGCGACACGGCUUCAACAAGAUGACCGCGCGGACAUUUCUCACCGACACGCUCAAGGAAUGGAUGCUCGGUUUCGUCAUCGGCGUACCCCUCAUCUCGGCUUUGCUGUUCAUCAUUCGUUGGGCUGGUUCCACUUUCGUAGCGUACGUAGUCGUUUUCCUAUUCAGCUUCCAGAUCAUCGCCAUGGUACUCUACCCGACGGUCAUUCAGCCGCUCUUCAACAAGCUCACACCGCUUCCUCAAGGUGCUCUGCGCGACCGUGUCGUUGCGCUCGCCUCGUCGCUCAAGUUCCCGCUCAAACACAUCUACGUCAUCGACGGCAGCAAGCGCUCCUCGCACUCGAACGCCUACUUUUUCGGCGUCAUCCCCGGCGGCAACAAGCACAUUGUCAUCUUUGACACGCUCAUCGAGAAAUCGACGUCGGACGAGAUCGAGGCGGUGCUGGCGCACGAGCUUGGCCACUAUGCCAACAACGAUCCGACCAAGCUGCUCGUGCUGUCGCAGGUGCAGAUUUGGUUCACGAUGAGCCUGUUCACGCUGUUCAUCAAUAACGUCUCGUUGUACCGGUCCUUUGGAUUCCAGGUGGGACCGUCGCUGCUCGAAAAGGUGGCAGGCACGCCCUCGUCGCAGCUGCUCAAUUAUCUGCCAAUCAUUAUCGGGCUGGAGCUGUUCCAGCUCGUACUCAACCCGACGGACGCACUGGUCAAGUUCCUACUCAACUCGGCGGUGCGCAGAAUGGAGUAUGCCGCUGACCGCUUCGCUGCAACUCUCGAGCGGCCCGGUCCGACAUCUUCUGAGCUCGCCGCAGCGGCUGAGUACAACGCAGAGAAGGAGAAUGCGGCAGCCAAGGUCGAUCCCAAGCAGAAGGAGGAGUACGUCGAUCUUCUUGGCAAAGCGCUCAUCAAGCUGCAUGUCCAGAACUUGUCGACGAUGCACCAUGAUCCGCUCUUCUCGGCAUACCACUAUUCGCAUCCAACGCUGGCCGAGCGUCUCAAUGCUUUGCAGGCGCUUCGUCCCCAGCUCAAGAAGCAAAAGUAG
Molecule: messenger RNA, 1494 nt
Organism: Kalmanozyma brasiliensis GHG001
Lineage: Eukaryota; Fungi; Basidiomycota; Ustilaginomycetes; Ustilaginales
Product: Peptidase M48
Exons: 1
Coding region: 1-1494 (497 amino acids)
Biological process (GO): CAAX-box protein processing
Cellular component (GO): endoplasmic reticulum membrane
Molecular function (GO): metalloendopeptidase activity
Source: RefSeq, a predicted model, not a curated record